AGAAUUGUACCAACGGUACCGCGCGGGCCAACAGCAGGGGCACCCCUACCCCCGUCAGUUUAGCACGUUCAAGUCGCCGCCGGGGACGGGUCUCGGGGACGACCCGAUGACCCUGGGCGUGGCGGGCCUUAGGCUGGGACAUCGCGAGACGGCUCGGGACCGGGGCCGGGGCGACCUUGGCUCGGCGACGUCGCGCGUCUCCUACCAGCCCGCGGGCCAGCCCCGCGACGGGAGCCCCGACGCGGAGCCAAGGCGCCUCGACGAGCGGAGCUAUUUUUUUCAUGGGCAUAAGACUAAGAAAAACGUAGAUCGCGAGGUCGUGGUGUUUGGGGCCCUUGGGCCGGAGACGGUCCGAAGGAGGGAGGAGGCAACCGGCGGGAUGAGCUGCUUCGGGCUCCCGGCUAGGGAGGAGCGCCAGGACGAUGGCAAGGCGCAGGCCUACGGGCCGAGGCCCGACUCGGAGAGCGUCCAGUUCCUGGAGAAGGAGGGCGAGAUCUUCAAGAAGAGCAGCGUCGAGCUGCUCCAGGAGGCCUCCGCCGGCAGAGCGCGGAGGAAGGACAAGGUCCACCGAAGCAUGGAGUCCCUGGAGAGGAGUGCCGACUUUCCGGGGGCCGACGCCAAGAGCCUGGACCUUCUGGCGCGGGAACCGAGGAGGCCCUUCUUUCACGGGAAGCAGCGGAGUCUGGACUCGUCGAAGAAGUCGGCCGACUCGACGGGAAAGUCCCGGAAGCGCGCGGGCUUCUUCCAGCGGGUCGGCAGGAGUCUGCACUUCCUGCCGCGCGAGCGCGACAGAUCGCAAGAGCUGCUGGGCCCGGAGGAGAGGUCGACCGACCUUCCCAGGAGCGGCCAGGACAAGUGCGAGUAUUUUUUACGCCGACACAGGAAGGAUCCGAAUUUUUUUGAGCACGCUCCCGACCUCGGGCCCGGGCCGGGCGAGCCGAGUCCCCGGGAGGACCUCGAAACGGAGACGAGAGGAGACGACUCCCGGGGCCGGCGGCCCCUUUCGAGGUCCGACGGGGACAACGAGGUCGACGGAGUCGCGAGUCGGGGCCGCAGUCCCUGCACGGCCGACGAGGAGACGGUGCCGUUCCCCGAGUCCCCGACCGGCCCCGCCCCUGCCAGCGUCGCCACCCAGGAGACCAUCAGCGCAGGCAACAAGGACAGCCUGGAGAUCGGGUACUCGAUCAGCCAGCUGGGCAGAUUCUACCUCCGGAGUCUGCAGACUCUGAACCACGGCGAGGGCCGCGGCUCCGCGGACGCGGAGCCCGAGAAGCGCGACCGCUACCUGGACUGGAUCGCCAAGGCCGAUCUGGACGCCGCCAGUACCGGAACGAACUCCAGCGACCCCCUUGGCCGUGCCAAGCCCCAGGGCAACCUCGACAUCCUCAAAGGAAUCCUCCUGGAUCUCUUCGUCUGCAUCUGCAUUUAACACCCGCUCCUCGAUACCGGGAUCCCGACUCACCCGAGGACUCCCGCGUUCGAUUCUCGAGAGGGAAUCACCACUGCCAGCCUGCACCACGUACCGAGCGAUCUCGAGGUCGACCUCCAGCAGACCGUUUUGCGAUGUCCACGUAGGCUCUAGCCCGGCACUUUUCGCGCGGUCUUGCUCCUGCGGAGAAUCGUUACAGCGCUCGAUUUGCGACGACAAGGAAGAGCGAGAGCGUCUCGACGAUCCGUCAAACGGUCCAAGGGGGUCGGUGUAGGAUUUCUUUUUUUUUUUUAUUCCUUUCCGUUCGAGGGAAAUCGAGCCGCGUGGGACCUUUCGGGCUCGCGUCGGACAUCGGAGAGACGAUCGCGACCCGACCAAAGUCGACAAAGUACCUCACGCCUAGUCUCCGGGAGAAGAGUUCGUCGGGAACGAGAGAGAAAGCGACCCAAUCGUUACGAUUAGUAUUUUAUUUUGCCCCCCCCCCCCCGUCCCCCCUUUUUUUAAUACGUAGACCCUAGGACGACGCGUCGCGCGUCACAUGCCAAACCAUUUUAAUGUAGGUAACGUUCGCGUUUAAGGAAACGAUCCGUGUACGUACGCACGUCCGACGACGACGACGGUCCGAUCGAUGCCCCCUUUGCCCGAAUCGGGCGGGACCCCCUCGAAGGAGCGACUCGUCGUUGGACGCUUCCUUACAUGACAUUCUUGAUCUCCAGACUGACGGAAAGUUAUAGACUGACUUCGUAGGUAUAGGUAACGCCAAUCUCACGGCCACGAGGCCACAGGGGGUGGUCCCGGACGCGGGGGACGUUGGGAGGAAUUUCUCGUCCAGAGGAAGGAGCGCCGAGUCUCCUAGAUACUGCCAAAGCUUAGAUUCCUAGAGGGUACCGGCGAGGGGUCGAGCGGGGAGAGCCGCCGUUCGUUCGGUCCUCUUUCGCGGAUUUCCUUCGCAAUCUCGAUACAUACAUAUAUAUAUUUUUCUACCUAGAGACUCGGGCGUCCACCUCCUUCCUCCCCGGCGUUCUCGUCGGUAGGCGUUAAGCGUUCGUUUUUCUCCACCUCUCGCCUCGUUUUAAUUUUCCUCCAACCGUCUUCGUAUCACCUAUUGUAAUCAGCCUGUUUUUUAUUAUGAGAAGAAAGUAGAAAUAAACGUUUUUCCAUUCAA
This is a messenger RNA of Orussus abietinus, 2594 nucleotides long. RefSeq lists its product as uncharacterized. Lineage: Eukaryota; Metazoa; Arthropoda; Insecta; Hymenoptera; Orussidae. The transcript has a single exon. The record is from RefSeq and is a predicted model, not a curated record. The coding region runs from base 107 to 1429 and encodes 440 amino acids.